Corylus avellana is the source of this 2124-nucleotide messenger RNA. Its product is annotated as cyclic nucleotide-gated ion channel 1-like. Gene Ontology annotation, molecular function: monoatomic ion channel activity. Gene Ontology annotation, cellular component: membrane. The record is from RefSeq and is a predicted model, not a curated record. Lineage: Eukaryota; Viridiplantae; Streptophyta; Magnoliopsida; Fagales; Betulaceae. Gene Ontology annotation, biological process: monoatomic ion transport; transmembrane transport.
GUUAAUUAUAGGCUUGAGUUAUGAGUUCCCGUGGGCAUCGGCAUGCGCAAGACAACUGGAUGAGGGAUCAGGAUAUGGAGGGGGGGCAAGUCUCCGAAAUUGAUGGAGAUGAUUCAGGACAAAAGAGAAGAAGAAUCAAAACAAUUCUUGACCCAGAGGGGCAGCUGCUGCGACGGUGGAACAUGAUGAUUGCAGUGUCGUGUGUAAUUGCAGUAUCAGUGGACCCUUUGUUCUUUUACGUUCUUUUCAUCAACGAACAUAAGAAGUGCUUGUUGUUGGAUAAAAGAUUGAAGAUCGUAGCCAUUACUUUGCGAUCUGUCACGGAUUUCAUUUAUGUUUUGAACAUAAUUUUGCAAUUUAUAUGUCCUUACAUCGACAAGGAAUGUCGUAAGCUUGGACAAAUUAAGGUGGUUACAGAUCCUCAACAAAUAGCAAAGCACUACUUCUUCUCCUGGUACUUUGUAAUUGACAUUCUCGCUACUCUUCCUCUCCCACAGGUUUUAUUUCCAAUUAUUUUUUUAGAAAUCAGAGAUUCAAAUUAUUUUGACAAAAGGAAGUCGCUGAACGCUCUUGUUUUCUGCCAAUACACACCAAGAGUUGUCCGAGUCUACAUAUCAUGGAUGAAUCACAGCAGGAUUGCCAGCAAACUUGCUAGAACAGUAUGGGUUAAAGCUGCAUUCAACUUCUUUCUCUAUAUAUUUUCCAGUCAUGUACUAGGCGCCUAUUGGUACUUUCUUUCAGUGCAACGAGAGAUGGCUUGCUGGCACACGGCCUGUAAAAACCAUAGUAAAUGUACUUCAAUUUCUUUUAAUUGUAAUCACCCUUUAAACGAUCUCGCUUUUUUAGAUGAUAAGUGCUCCGUAGAAACACCAAACACAAAGGGCGCCUUUGAUUAUGGAAUUUUUCUUGGAGCCCUUCAAUCUGGUAAUUUGCAGUCCACAGAUUUUCCACAAAAGCUCGCCUAUUGUUUUUGGUGGGGCUUACGGAAUUUGAGUUCUUUUGGUCAAAACCUUCAAACAAGUUCAUAUUUCUGGGAAAACUUCUUCGCAAUUUUUGUCUCAAUCUUUGCUUUGCUGCUGUUUUUGUAUUUCAUUGGAAAUGUGCAGACAUAUAGACAGUUGGCAACUGAAAGGUCAGAAGAAAUUAUACAAAAUAUGAAAGUUAAAGAGCGAGAAAUAGAUUUAUGGAUAGAUAGGAACAAGCUCCCUGGUUGUAUGAAAAAGGAGAUCAUGCCUAAUGUUCAACGCAUGCUGGAACAAAAGAAAGAAGUUGAUGUACAAAAUCUGCUCUCUCAUCUUCCUAGUGAACUUGCAAGGAAGAUUAAGCGCUAUAUCUGUUUACCUAUGCUUAAAAAAGUGCCACAACUUGUAGGAAAAAGUGACCAACAUUUGCAAUUGAUCUGCGACUAUCUGAAGCCAGUGCACUACAAGCAGCACAGCUACAUUGUGAGGGAGGGAGAACCACUUGAUGCGAUGCUCUUCAUAACGCAAGGCAUCAUAUGGAACUUCACCAUCAUUAAUGGUGAGAGAAGAAAUAAGUGCAUUGAGAAAGGUAAUUUCUAUGGAGAAGAACUUCUUGAUUGGGGGUUGGAUUCCCCCGCCUUACCCAACCUAUCUGACCUCCCAAUCUCUCUCAAAACUGCAAAAACGCAUACAAAAGUUGAAGCCUUUGCUCUAAUGGCCAACGACUUGAGGACUAUAGUUUCCAGGCGUACUGAAGCAGUUUCUGCUGUACAAGCAGCUUUCCGGCGCUUUAAUGAAAAGCCUCUCCAGUUUGUUGAGGGGAUGAAGAACAUUGAAAUUUCGUCUGUGUUAGAGGACAGAUAGCAAGUUAUCUAAGGAUUAGGCCUGAACCACAUGUCUCGGACAAUUUAUUUCAUUCCUACUCAAACUCAGAAGCUCACAGUUCCUCUGUUUCAGAUAUUGUCGAUAUGGCUACCAACCAGGGAGAUAUUUGAUGAUGGAAGAGAUAGAAGAGAUAUUCAAGCUCGCAUCCAUAAAAGAUUAGUCCCAGCUGUUAGCUCGAUAGCAAAUCUUUCUUUUACUGAUUUGUAUAUAUAUGCUGUGUAUUAUUAUUAUCUUUAUUCAUAUUUAUUCUUUGGUUCUAGUUGUAUUCGGUUUAGCU